AUGCGUUUCAUCUCGAUAACCGGUGACAGGCGUCUAACACGGUCCGUGCGGGCAGCAGCGGCGGCGGCGGAGGGGAUGGAUGGGGAGGCGCAGCUGUCGGCGGAGGAGGCGCAGGUCCUGAGGGUCAUUCAGGACAUUCUCAAGAUCCACGUGGUGCUGCGGAUCGAGGACCAGCGCGAGGCGGAGCGGCGCCGGCAGAUGGGCAUCGAGAAUGGAGCGGGUUACCCCCACCCUUUCCCCUCUCCCCUCCCUUCCUCAACCCCCACCUGCCCCUGCGGACUGCAGUGGUGCAAGUAUCCUCUCGACCCUUCCCCCUCACUGCCCUCCCCGCCCUUUUUUCUCGUCAAUAUGCUCAUUCCCCUCCGUGUUCCCCUUCCCCUCCCCCCACGUGUGCGAGGAUCCGCAGACCACUUGGUGUGUGAGGAUCGUGUGCUGGCAGACCGCAUGGUGCUGCACGAGCUGUGGGGAAGAGGGAGGAGAGGAAGUGGGAGAAGGGGGAAGGUGACAUCUACGAACAAAAAGUGGGUUUUUUCUCGUAUGUUUUCUGUUUCCCUUCUCCCCAACCCCUCUCUUCAACCCCUCUCCCAUACUCCUCUCCUUGACCGUUCUCCCAUAAUCCUCUCCCAUAAUCCGCAUCUCCCCGUCUCCCCUACGCCGCUCCCUCACCUCUCUCCUCCACAAUUUCCCCUCCACCCCUCUCCCCCACCCUUCUCUUUUUGCCCCACUGCCCCACCCUUCUCUCCCACCCCUCUCCCCCACCCUUCUCUCCCUGCCCCUCUGCCCCACCCUUCUCUCCCUACCCCUCUCCCCCACCCUUCUCUCCCUACCCCUCUCCCCCACCCUUCUCUUCCUAUUGCUCUCCCCCCCUUCUCUCCCUACCCCUCUCCCUCCCUUCUUUCCCCAUCCCUCUCCCCCACCUCUCUCACCCCUCGCCCUGCUCCUGCCAGGAGGCAGUGA
This is a messenger RNA of Closterium sp. Naga37s-1, 957 nucleotides long. Lineage: Eukaryota; Viridiplantae; Streptophyta; Zygnematophyceae; Desmidiales; Closteriaceae. The record is from the annotation of a GenBank genome assembly.